Danaus chrysippus (African queen) is the source of this 3249-nucleotide messenger RNA. The record is from the annotation of a GenBank genome assembly. Lineage: Eukaryota; Metazoa; Arthropoda; Insecta; Lepidoptera; Nymphalidae.
AUGAAUCAGGAUCAUCACAAUAUAAACACGGGUGGUGGCCAGCCACCAGGCAAUUCUGAGCCUCAAACUCAAAGAGUUCAAUCAUCGCAGCAGCAACAGCAACAGCAAACACAAAGUAACAGUUUAACUCCCACAACAUCUGCCACUGAUUUACGGGUCAAUUCGGCGGCAGUUAACGUUGCUUUGUCAAGCGUAGCUAAAUAUUGGGUGUUUACUAAUUUGUUUCCGGGUCCAAUACCUCAGGUGUCUGUGUAUGGCGUGCCCACUGGUGCAAGAAUUGAAAAUGGAAAACCUGUACAGGAUCUAGGUCAAGCGCAUGCUAGUAUCUUGAAUGGUGAUCCUAGUAUUAUACUAGGUCAUGCAGGACAACCCCAGGUCACAGUUUCCGCUGCGGGACAACAGAUUCCCGUCUCCCAGAUAAUCGCAACUCAAUCAACGCAAGGACAUGAGUCGCUGGUCGGUCACGGGUCUGGUGAAUCGGGCGGUUCGCUGGCAACACCCUCGCAGGUACCCAAUCGGGUCGAGUUUGUACAACAUAACGUUGACAUGGGUCAUCACUCGCAGCAGCAUUUGAUGCAACAACAGCUAGCUAUGGCGAGACCCGAUCACGCCAAUCAACAGGUUAGCGAGAUCCAACUGACAGUGAGUGAAGAUGGGAUAGUAACAGUUGUGGAGCCAGGUGGAAACAAACUGGUUGAAAAAGAAGAACUACAUGAGACUAUAAAGAUGCCCACAGAUCAUACACUCACUGUACAUCAGUUACAACAGAUUGUUGGACAUCAUCAGGUGUUAGACAGCGUGGUUCGUAUCGAACAGGCGACGGGCGAGCCGGCCAACAUACUUGUGACUCAAAACCCUGACGGUACCACCUCCAUAGAAACUAGCGCCGCGGACUCGCUGACCGUCAAGGAUGAAAAGGGAACUAAAAUGGAGCCCGCACAGUUCGCUAUACCAGCAGAAAUAAAAGACAUCAAGGGCAUUGACCUUAAGAGUGCGAUGGGUAUGGAAGGGGCUGUGGUAAAGAUAUCAACUGGCUCCGAACAACACGAUCUACACACGAUGUAUAAAGUUAAUGUUGAAGAUCUAUCACAGUUGUUAGCCUAUCAUGAGGUCUUUGGAAAAUUAAACACUGAGGCACAACCCCAGGCUAAGGUGAUAAACGAAGUAGAAGUUGAAGCCGGUACAAGUGCAACCAUGUCGGAAGCGGAGUCAUCUCCCGGCCACCAUUCAUGUGAUAUAUGCGGGAAAAUAUUCCAAUUUAGAUACCAACUUAUAGUACACAGACGGUACCACGGUGAAAACAAACCACAUACAUGUCAAGUGUGCGGGUCCGCUUUCGCUAAUCCAGUUGAACUGUCCAAACAUGGGAAAUGUCAUUUAGCGGGUGAUCCAACCGAACGCCAAGCCAAACGUCUUGCUCAGGACAAACCGUAUGCUUGUUCUACUUGCCACAAGACGUUCUCGCGUAAAGAACAUCUCGAUAACCACGUGCGAAGUCACACUGGAGAAACACCCUAUAGAUGUCAGUUCUGCGCCAAGACGUUCACUCGCAAAGAACACAUGGUGAAUCACGUCCGUAAACACACGGGCGAGACUCCGCACCGCUGUGAGAUAUGUAAGAAGAGCUUCACGAGGAAAGAGCACUUCAUGAACCACGUUAUGUGGCACACAGGUGAAACACCGCACCAUUGUCAAAUAUGCGGCAAGAAGUAUACUAGGAAGGAGCAUUUAGUGAACCAUAUGAGAUCCCAUACAAACGAUACUCCCUUCAGAUGCGAUCUAUGCGGCAAAUCAUUCACCAGAAAGGAACACUUCACCAAUCAUAUAUUGUGGCACACCGGUGAGACUCCCCACCGCUGCGACUUCUGUUCGAAGACUUUCACACGUAAGGAGCAUCUGUUGAACCACGUGCGACAACACACGGGCGAGUCUCCGCACCGCUGUAACUACUGCGCCAAGUCGUUCACAAGGCGAGAACAUCUCGUGAACCACGUGAGGCAACAUACUGGCGAGACGCCUUUCCAGUGUGGAUACUGCCCUAAGGCUUUCACUAGAAAGGAUCAUCUUGUAAACCACGUCCGGCAGCAUACUGGAGAAUCUCCACACAAAUGUUCGUUCUGCACGAAGUCUUUUACUCGCAAGGAACAUUUGACCAACCACGUGCGUCAACAUACCGGGGAAUCUCCGCAUCGGUGUAUUUAUUGCUCCAAAUCUUUCACUAGAAAAGAACAUUUAACUAAUCAUAUUAGACAACAUACGGGCGAGACUCCUCACAAGUGCACGUACUGUCCGCGUGCGUUCGCGAGGAAGGAACACCUCAACCAGCACGUGAGGCAGCACGUGGGCGACUCGCCGCACACCUGCUCCUACUGCCAGAAGACCUUCUCCAGGAAAGAACAUCUAGUGACACAUGUCCGACAACACACGGGUGAGACUCCAUUCAAAUGUACCUUCUGCGCUAAAUCGUUCAGUCGAAAAGAGCAUCUAACGAAUCACGUUCACCAACAUACCGGCGAAACGCCGCACAAAUGCCCCUUCUGUACCAAGACGUUCUCCAGAAAGGAACACUUGACUAAUCAUGUUAGAAUCCACACAGGAGAAUCUCCACAUCGAUGUGAAUUCUGUCAGAAGACAUUCACACGUAAGGAGCAUUUGACGAAUCAUCUAAAGCAACACACCGGUGAUACGCCGCACGCCUGCAAAGUGUGCUCCAAACCAUUUACAAGAAAAGAACAUCUCAUUACUCAUAUGAAGUCUCACAGCUGUGGCGAGCGACCAUAUAGUUGUGGCGAAUGCGGCAAAUCCUUCCCUCUGAAGGGCAAUCUAUUAUUCCAUGAGCGAUCUCACAACAAAAACAACGCAGCUAACAAGCCCUUCCGAUGUGAUGUGUGCUCCAAAGAGUUUAUGUGCAAAGGUCAUCUAGUAACUCAUAAAAGAACUCACGCGGAUAAUGAAACACCCGCCCCUGAAGCCGCUCCAGAAGAUGAUUGCGGAGAUUUUAACAAAUGCGAAAAAGAUGCUGAGAGACCUGAACGAAAACACGAUAUUAGGACAACCACAGAAAAUAGACCAGCAGAAACGAAUGUCACCAGCAAUCAGACAACGAAUACAGCAGUGAUGCAAAUAACUAGCCAGGAAGUUAGAACAUGCCCCACAACAAGUACGCCAUCUGUUGCCGGUACAUACACACAUACAAAUACCCAUCACAGUGGAACUAUAACACACCAUCCAGUGUCCGUGAAUUACUAG